Molecule: messenger RNA, 6445 nt
Organism: Sycon ciliatum
Lineage: Eukaryota; Metazoa; Porifera; Calcarea; Leucosolenida; Sycettidae
Exons: 15
Coding region: 699-5714 (1671 amino acids)
Biological process (GO): transmembrane transport
Cellular component (GO): membrane
Molecular function (GO): ATP binding; ABC-type transporter activity; ATP hydrolysis activity
Source: RefSeq, a predicted model, not a curated record
UGUUAGUGUUAGGUGUUGGGUUCUGCAGAACGACAAACAAGUGCAAGACUACAUGAGUAACUGUUCUACUUUGUAGUGCUAGUAGUCUGUAGGCUAGGGUAAAUCUACAUUCAUCACUGAUGAUUGUAGCCUGUAGGUAGUCCGGACUCCUGUAGGCUGUAGUAUUUCAGUCCCCAGACUAGCAGACCCAACCCAAUACAGGAUAUUCUGGAGUGAAGAUAAAGCAAGAGACGCAGCUCCAACUCGACUGUCCGGGCAGGGUCAAGCGUCUUGACCUGUGUGCCCACGCAAUCGCUCGUUUCACAACGAGAGUCGAGAGAGUUGUAGGUAUCUCAGAAAUCGGGGGGAAAAUUGACGAGAGAAAAGAACUUUGCUGGUCAUGCUCAUUGCUUCCUCUGGUUACAAGGCGCUCAGUAAAGGUAGAGGUGGUGCUGGGAGAGGAGAAGAAGAAGAAGAACCGGUAGGUGAAGCCUGCUGUGCGGAGCUACGGAUGUGGUAUGCUAUGCAGGACCUUCGACUUGUAUUAGUAGUUUUCUCGUAACUGGCCCGAGCGACUGUAUGAUCACUCAUUCACACCUAGCCUUAGGUCUGUGCCUGCUGCAUUGCCCCGAUCGGGGUUGGAACACAACCAACACCCGUGUGGUAGCAAUAGAGUCAGCCACCACGGCAUCCUCCGCUGCUUUCCUUCUCUCGUCCGGAUGCGCAGACAAGCAGGCGGUAUCGUGCUGGUUCGCCUGCUGCUGGCAUGGCGAAUGCAGGUGCCGCGGACGCUAGCACUGCUGCUUCUGAUCCUGGUCAGCCUAUGCACAUGCGGAACGGAAGGUCAGCGCACGUGUGUUGGAAGAAGUCUCCGAAAGAAAGAACUACAGAAUGAGACGGCGAUCUGCAGCGACUACACUCGAGCCAUUUACUAUCUGGACCCGUCAGAACAGGGCGAGCGAUGGAUGAUCUUCCUGGAAGGUGGUGGUGUUUGCUCUAGUAUCACAGAAUGCAAAAACAAAUACGCCACGCAGUUGUAUAGAAUGUCUCACGAUAAAACUGUGUACAGUGACACGCUGUGUGGAACGGAUGUAUUUGAUGAGUCGGACCCGGAGAACCCAUUCCGACACUUCAGGCGUGUCAUGCUUCCCUAUUGCACGCAGGAUUUGUACAUUGGUGGCAACCUUGGCACGAAGACGAGGGAAACUUUUGAUAAGAGCAUAGCCAAGGACGUCAUGGACAGUAAGACAGACCCAGGAUUCGCCUAUGCUGGCAACUAUGUGUUUAUGUCACUGAUCCAGGAGUUGAAAUCACUUGGCCUGUCCAAUGCUACGGAGAUAGUACUGGCUGGAACCAGUGCUGGUGCAUUGGGAAUCAUGAAUCACGUACGAUGGGUGCAGGAGCAGUUCCCAAUGGCAACGGUCCGUCUUCUGGUCGACUCUGGAUGGAUCGUAGACUACAAAAGCAUCGCGGCACGGACCCUGUUCACCGAGUAUGCUCAAAGCAACAGUGCGCUGUCUGACCGUCCAGCAUGCCGGGUGAUCUACAACGGUCUGCCAUGUUGUAUCAGUCCCGUGUGUAUGUUAUACAACACACAAGUGGGAGUACCGGAGAGUAUACCCAUGUUGAUCGUUACAAGCACAUUUGACCUGUUCAUGUUGCAGAGAGCUCUUGCAGCUGUAAGGGCUCCGAAUCGCGGCCUGUACGUGAAUUUGAUUGCCGACUACGGCGGUGCUGUCAACCAAACACUGAACACGGCGCGAGCACGCCGACAUACCAGUAUUAUUCAGACGCAGUGCGGUCAGCAUACAUACCUUGUGAGCACGACACUAUGGGCAACUACAGAAUUCCGGCGUGCCGCUGACCGAAGCAUUAAUCUGCUGGGCCAGUUUCAAUAUACACAUAUCAUCGAGAGCAGCGUGUGGAGUCGUUUUGCGCUCGACAACGGCGCAGCACAACGGCCAUCGUUGCGAGACCUCAUUCGAUCCUGGUACAACCUGACGUUGGAGAAUCGCACCAUGACCGUAAGCGAUCGGUGCCAAGGAUUCCUGUGCAAUUCUCGCUGUGUAGACACCCUGGAGUUGAUGGAGAGCUCGUCGUCUUUGAGCACGGGUUUGCAGAUCUUUGCCCUGGUCUUUGCUAUCCUGCUCUCAGUUGGUGCCUUUCUCAUCAAGAUUGGAUUAAAGAUCCACAUCAGCCGGAUACACCACAGUUUGAAGAAGUUCUUGAACAAUCCGGACACUUCUGAGAAGCUGUCCGACUGCUUGCCGGAAAGUGCCGAUGUGAGCGUGGCGUGUCGCAAUCUCACCUAUGAGCUGACCAUUCCAGUGAAGGCCAAGGUGGAUGACGAGGAGGACCUGCUGGAAGGCACAACGGAGUACUCCAAGAUCCACAACAAUGGAGAGAUGUUCGUGGAUACACCCCUACCUGCUAACAACGGUCGGAUACGCAGAUCUAUUAGUGACCCCGGUGAUGGGCAACGUGUCACACACAAGAAGAAGCCGCUCCGCACGUACAGCCUGCGCUCAAGUCACGAACAGCGGCAAGAAGCAAAAGUGCCGACAACACAAGUCAAGGUCAUCAUAAACGGUGUGACGGCAUACUUCAACUCUGGCUCCAUGGUUGCCGUCAUGGGCCCAUCCGGAUGCGGCAAGACCACGCUGAUGGAUUUGCUCACCGGGCGCCGAGCCGGUGACGUGAGUGGUGAAGUAUUGGUGAACGGUCACCCGCUGGAAUCUGUCCACAGCUGGUACCACCGCAACACAGGCUAUGUACGCCAGCUAGCAACGCCCUACUACGACCAGCUGACCGUGCGCGAGAACUUGCUGUACAGCGCACUGCUGCGCCUGCCAUCCACGCAUACCAGGUCGGAGCUGUUCGAGCAGAUGAAGAUGGUCAUACAGGAGGUUGGCCUUAGUGAAAUUGAGGAGCGUGUAGUUGGAGGUACGACUGGCGGUGGCAUCAGCGGCGGAGAGAAGAAGCGGUUGUGUGUCGCCAUGCAGCUGAUGAGCAUGCCCAAUAUCGUCUUCUUGGACGAACCCACAUCCGGACUGGACUCUACUGCUGCCAAAGAACUACUCAAUGUACUGCAUAUCAUCUCACAAGGCAACCGCUUGGUCGUCGUCUCCAUCCAUCAGCCACGUCCGGAGAUCUAUCACUUGUUUGCUCGCAUCUUGUUCCUCUGCAAGGGCAGGGUUGCCUUCUACGGUCCUCCGAGCAAAGCCGUCGGGUUUUUCAUGCAAGCUGUGCAGGAUCGAAACCCAGAGUCGUUUGAGAAGCUGGCCUCCGACCCGGAGAAAUCCAACCCCGCCGAUCUCAUUUUGGACGCGCUGAACGACGAACGCAACCAGGAGUGCAUCCUGGAACACUACGAUGAUAGUGCCGAGCCCAAGAGGAUCCUGCAGGCUGUCAAGAAGGCCAAGAAACAGGCUGGAAAGUCCAGUGUGUUUGGCAUUCCCCAUGGUCGCUCUCUCUGGAGUGCUCUGCUUGCGUUGGAUGGAAGGAUGGCAAGACAGUCAUGGGGUCAAGCCAUAUACUUGCCUCUUGUGUUCUUCUUCUAUGGCCUCGGAGUUGGUAUUGCGUACUAUCAGGCGAAUAGAGGUUUUCUUCUGCUGGCUGCGUUCAACUUGUUGACCAAUAUUAGCUUCCUGUUUGUCAGUCCAGCGCUGACUAGCAUUCUGCUGGGACGGUGCCUACACAUAUUUGAGAUGGAACACGGCGACGGGGUGAUGCGUGUGUCUCACCUGGUCCUGCAUGCCUUCAUACACAUGACGGCCGUCACGCUGAUACCGUUCAUAAUGCUCACCGCUCUCAUCUUCUACAUGGUGUCCAUGGUGGGCACGUUCACUGACUUCCUGCUCAUUCUGCUCGUCAACCUGACGGCCAACGGCACUGACGUUGCCAUAGUGAUCUUGAUCUGCGUCGCCGUGCCGGAGUAUGCCACGCCCAUAGCUCAUGUGGUCUGUGCGUACGUCACGUUCUUCGAGGGCUUCCUCUACCCACUACCGGACAUCCACACGGCCAUCCGGUGGCUGAUCUACGGUAAUCCCAACUACUAUGCAUUCUCGGCCGAGAUGAAGAUACUGCUCGAUGGACGAAGUCUUCCAUGUGACCAGGGUUCAAUCUUGCAGUGUACUGAGGAAAAUGGCAACGCUAUUCUCACAACAUUUGGCUUUGAUGAUGCUGAUGUGUACCAAUCCAUGUUGAUCAUGAUGGGCAUGACAGUAUUCUAUCUCAUACUGGCUAUGAUCAUGCUCCUACCCAAGGGCUAUGUUAAGACCUACUUCAGCGUCCGGAUCCACUACUGGUUCAGCUCGUCCACCAAGCAGCCCGAUGACUCAGAACUGGCAAUCAGCAGUGACCCUAAUGAAGAUGACGCCAAUGAUGACGAUGAUGAGGAAGCACCUCUGAUAGGUUCAGGAGGUGUUGCCGACCCAGAUGAACACCGUGUCAAUAUCGUGCAAGGUCCACUGCUUCACACCAGCUCUGUCUGGACCACCAUGAAACGCCAGGCCACGCAGCACAACAUGAACCGUGGCCCUGGCGCUGUUAUUGUCCCCAUGGCCGAAGAAAUACGUCCCCGGGCACGCACUACGAGUGGCGGUGGCAAGGGAACUCUGAUGCGUCCCAAGUCGACCAUUGCUAUAUCCACGGUCGGUAGCGGCGAGGCUAGGGUCGGGCCCAAGCAGGGCACGUGGGAUUCUCUGCUCCACCGACGUGCCUCCAAACAUAACAAUGCCAUGCAGACUAUUCUAGCCGAGGAGAGAGCCAGGCCGUACGCAAUGAAAUGGAGAAUGAAGACGCAGGCAAAGAAUGGCGGAGACCAGGAUGUAAGCGGAUCCAUUGCAACCAGGCUGAUGGUCAGCAGUGUGAUCAACUGGAGCCGCACGGUGCAGGAGAAGCAGCUGGAGUCACGUCGCGAACAAUCCAAGCGUCAGAUCAGUGGUCACCGCAAGCUGAUGGAAGACAGUCUUCAAGGACUGCUCUCUCAGGUCCGUCAACAAACAGAUGGUGGUACUGGAAAGUCACCAGGCUGGGAAGCAGCACGCAACAAUUGGCGCAGGGCGACAAAAACUGCCAAGCGGGAACGAUUGAACAGUGCUGAGCAAGAGGACGGUGGCGAUGUACCUGAUUCAAGUCGGCCGGAGCAGCAGCAACAGCAACAGCAAGACGAGGGCGAGAAGAAACCGCGUCACUCUUCGUUAGACCGGGGGAAGAAGAAAGUGCAAAUCGCUGAACUGCCACAUAUCCUGGAGGAGUCGGCAUCAGCAUCUCCCACUGACGUACAGAGUUUGGACAGAUCACCACGGCCUCGGUCAACGCCGACGUCCCCGCUAUCACCGGUUACACCGUCCGGGGCAUUCUCACACUCGCCUCCUGCAUUGCAAUCAGCCAUGAGAACAUCAGCAGCUUCAUCCGGUGUCAGCUCCCAGGGCAGCCCGGCAGGGAUGUUAUCCAGGCAGCCCAGUGACACGGCGAGUGCCAGUGGUGCCUCUUCACUACCAUCACAUUCACCACCUCUAUCGCGCUCGGCCAGCCAAUCGUCUGUUCCGACUUCCCCGACGUCCCAGUCAUCGUCUUUGUCUGAGACGCCAAACCCCUCGUCACGCUUGCCCAUUCCGCUGCUUAGUGAGGAGCCAGGAAAACACCGGCGUAUCUCCUAUCAUCAGAUGGUUCUAGAGGGUCACCCCAGUUCUCGUACUAAGCGUGCUGACAUGCAUGAAACAGCAUGCUGAAUGCUGGAGCAGCAAGGGCAAUAAUGACGGACAAAUGACAAUGUCCUUUUGAGAUUAUCUAUAGCAAAGAUCAAUACAAGCUAGCAGCCCUCAAUACAAGCUAGCAGCCCUCAAUACAUUCAGCCAGGUGUCCCGGCGCAGUGUUGCUGGGCGUAACGAUUUUUAAGUUUGCACCGCGAUUAGAGUAACAGCCACAUUUCUCCCUUACCCCCACCCUCUAGCGUCAACCACGUGAACUCCUCACACGUAUGUUUGCACAUAUCUACAAAUCUCAUUGCACUUGUGUCCAACCAGGCUUUCCUACUCUGUUCAUAUGAAUACUUCCCGAAGUAUGUUGCAGAGUCGCCGUCCAUGAUCCCCAUGAGCCGCAUCUUCUCCACCUGGUCUAUUUUAUAUAUUUUGAUGCUGAAACGAAUGAUCUGUCAACCGAUGUCCAUGGUGCUCCUCCCACCUUCUUCUUCAGUUUGUCGGCCUCAAACAGGCAGUUUGGUGCUUUUCUUUUAAAUAUUCUAUUGGCUCCCAAGAUCAUAGUUACUGUUUUUAGGUUCAGUGCAGUCACCUGUUCAUCCACUGCCCUGACCUUAUUCUCCAUGAUACUGAUCUUCAUGGUUCGUUUCGCAAUGUCUUUUUUGUGUGCUGAACUUGAAGAAGUUACACUCUUACAGUUUCAGCGAGUUCAUAUUCAUACUUUACAGUUUUGACAACGAACGGAAAACACACACACACACACA